AGUAAACAAACAAACUGUCAAUUGAACAAACUGUCUCAUAAAAAGCGACUGCGCGUCCACUUUACUGAGUUUUUUUUUCUGAAUGUUGAAAGCCAGAAGAAAAAUUAACUUAUAAAAUGCUGCUGGUUACGUUUAUAGGAUUGCUAGCCUGGAUUUCAGGUUUAUUUGGGACACCACUUAACCAUCUUAAAGCUUUUAAAAGAGACUUCUGUGAUGGAAGAAAUGAUGGAAAUUAUUCUAUACCCGAUGUAUUUAAAUACAUACAUUGCAAAGGUGGUGUGUCAAAUACUAUGUCAUGUCAAGAUAACUUUAUAUUUUCACCAGGUGUAAGUUGUUGUGUUAAUAUAUCGACUCAAUCUCCAAAAACUUUUUGUGAAGAUCGACAAAAUGGUGAUUAUACUGAUCCCUGGAAUUGCCAUAAAUUUUUUAAAUGCAAUGAAGGAUAUUCUUAUCUAUUUGAUUGUCAAUUGAGCAACCUGGUUUUCAAUCCAUAUACUGACCAGUGUAUGUAUGAAAAUGAAUACCCUUGUCAUCAAGUAUCAGGAUUACUUGGGACACCAGUUAACAAUCCUAAAGUCAUUGAAAAUGAUUUUUGUGAUGGAAAAAGGGAUGGAAACUAUCCUAUUUCGGAUGUAUUUAGUUACAUAUUUUGCAAAGGCGGUGUGUCGAAUAUCAUGUCAUGUCAAGAUAACUUUAUAUUUUUGCCAGUUGUAAGUCUUUGUGUUAAUAUAUCGACUCAAUCUCCAAAUACUUUUUGUCAAGGACGAGAAAAUGGUGAUUAUAAUAAUCCCUGGAAUUGUCAUAAAUUUUUUAAAUGCUUUCAACAUUAUUCCUAUCUUUUUGAUUGUCCAACGACCAACCCGGUUUUUAAUCCAUAUACUGACCAGUGUGUUUAUAAAAAUGAAUACCCUUGUCAUCAAUUAUCAGUGCGAGCUGAUGAUCCUUGUAAUGGAAAGGUGGAUGGAAAUUAUCCACUUCCUGAUAUCUUCAAUUAUUUAUCAUGCACUGGAGGUAAAGGAUUAAUAAAUAGUUGUCCAGAUAGAGCUAUUUUUGAGCCAUCUCUACAAAAUUGUAGAGACAUUUCGACUGUUACAACAUCAAACUUUUGUUUGCUACGACCUGAUGGUGACUAUAUGAAUCCUUGGAAUUGUCAAAGAUAUUUGCAGUGUAUUGAUGGUGCAACCAGAGACUAUCCAUGCCUAAUCAAUGAAUUUGUCUUCAAUCCUGAAUUAGAUGUUUGUGUACUCCCAGCUAAAUAUCCUUGCAAACAAAUUUCAAGCACAGUGCUGAGCAAUUUAAACAGAGUUAAUACGUUUUCUGGAAAAUCUGAUGAGAUCUUAAUGGAGAACCCAUGUGCAGGAAAAGCUGAUGGAAACUAUUUGAUUCCAGAUGUGUUUGCAUACUUGCAGUGUUCAUCGCAACAGGGAAGGACUUUACCCUGUCCAGCCAAUCAAAUUUUUGAUCCAAUAUACAGUAGCUGCAGAGAUGCUGGGGAAUAUAACUUGACCAAUUUUUGUAAAGGAAAACCAGAUAAUCAGUAUCGUAACCCAUGGAACUGCCAUAGUUUUAUUUCUUGUUCUAAUGGUAUAUCGCACAAUAUGCCUUGCCCAGUAUCAAACUUAGUUUAUGAUCCUUAUAACAAUAUUUGUGAAUAUCCUUAUCAAUUUCCAUGCAAAAUAUUAAACAGUCUAUGUGCAGGGAAAGCUGAUGGAAAAUACUUGAUUCCUGAUGUGUUUGCUUACUUGCAGUGUUCAUCACAACAAGGAGGUUACGUAAAUUGUCCAGAUAAUCAAAUUUUUGAUCCAAAAUAUAGUGAUUGCAAGGAUGCUAAAUACUAUAAUUUGAACAACUUUUGUACUAAUAAACCUGAUGGUCAAUAUCGCAACCCUUGGAACUGCCAUACUUUUAUUUCUUGUUCUAAUGGUUUAUCACACAAUAUGUCUUGCGCAACACCAGUGUUAGUUUACGAUCCUUAUGACAAUCUCUGUGAAUAUCCUUCACUUUUUCCAUGUCGCACUGUUAAUAUGAAGAUCCUAAUGGAUAACCCAUGUGCAGGAAAAGCUGAUGGAAACUAUUUGAUUCCAGAUGUGUUUGCAUACUUGCAGUGUUCAUCACAACAGGGAAAGACUUUACCCUGUCCAGCCAAUCAAAUUUUUGAUCCAAUAUACAGUAGCUGCAGAGAUGCUGGGGAAACUAACUUUAACAAUUUUUGUAUAGGAAAACCAGAUGGUCAGUAUCGCAAUCCAUGGAACUGCCAUAGUUUUAUUUCUUGUUCUAAUGGUGUAUCACACAAUAUGUCUUGCCCAGUAUCAAACUUAGUUUAUGAUCCUUAUAACAAUAUUUGUGAAUAUCCUUAUCAAUUUCCAUGCAAAAUAUUAAACAGUCUAUGUGCAGGGAAAGCUGAUGGAAAAUACUUGAUUCCUGAUGUGUUUGCUUACUUGCAGUGUUCAUCACAACAAGGAGGCUAUGUAAACUGUCCAGAUAAUCAAAUUUUUGAUCCAAAAUAUAGUGAUUGCAAGGAUGCUAAAGACUAUAAUUUGAACAACUUUUGUACUAAUAAACCUGAUGGUCAAUAUCGCAACCCUUGGAACUGCCAUACUUUUAUUUCUUGUUCUAAUGGUAUAUCACACAAUAUGUCUUGCGCAACACCAGUGUUAGUUUACGAUCCUUAUGACAAUCUCUGUGAAUAUCCUUCACUUUUUCCAUGUCGCACUGUUAAUAUGAAGAUCCUAAUGGAUAACCCAUGUGCAGGAAAAGCUGAUGGAAACUAUUUGAUUCCAGAUGUGUUUGCAUACUUGCAGUGUUCAUCACAACAGGGAAAGACUUUACCCUGUCCAGCCAAUCAAAUUUUUGAUCCAAUAUACAGUAGCUGCAGAGAUGCUGGGGAAACUAACUUUAACAAUUUUUGUAUAGGAAAACCAGAUGGUCAGUAUCGCAAUCCAUGGAACUGCCAUAGUUUUAUUUCUUGUUCUAAUGGUGUAUCACACAAUAUGUCUUGCCCAGUAUCAAACUUAGUUUAUGAUCCUUAUAACAAUAUUUGUGAAUAUCCUUAUCAAUUUCCAUGCAAAAUAUUAAACAGUCUAUGUGCAGGGAAAGCUGAUGGAAAAUACUUGAUUCCUGAUGUGUUUGCUUACUUGCAGUGUUCAUCACAACAAGGAGGCUAUGUAAACUGUCCAGAUAAUCAAAUUUUUGAUCCAAAAUAUAGUGAUUGCAAGGAUGCUAAAGACUAUAAUUUGAACAACUUUUGUACUAAUAAACCUGAUGGUCAAUAUCGCAACCCUUGGAACUGCCAUACUUUUAUUUCUUGUUCUAAUGGUAUAUCACACAAUAUGUCUUGCGCAACACCAGUGUUAGUUUAUGAUCCUUAUGACAAUCUCUGUGAAUAUCCUUCACUUUUUCCAUGUCGCACUGUUAAUAUGAAAACCAAUAUUGAUGUUAAGAUUGGAGAUAUAUGCACAACACUUUCAGAUGGAAACUAUGCAACACGUAAUGUGUUUCAGAUUUUAAAAUGCAAGAAUCACAAAUCAAGUAUGGUUGACUGUCCAACUGGAGAAAUUUAUAUCCCUGGUGAUGAAAGUUGUUCAAAAAAUGUGAACUUAGAUAAUUUUUGCAAAACUCGAGCUGAGGGUAACUGGCAAAAUCCUUGGGAUUGUCAUACAUUUUUAACAUGUCACGGACAACAAACAACUGUACGAAACUGCUCCGCACCAUCAGUUGUUUUAAAUUAUGAUCCUGUUACAGACGUCUGUGAAUAUCCAUAUCAGGUUGACUGUGUUCAGAUAAAAACACGUCCCUAUGAAGAAGUUUUUGUUGAAAAUGUGGUAGUGUAGAGCUGAAGAAUAACCAUUAAUAAUAAUAAAUAAUUUUUAUAAAUAAUAAUUAUAGUAAUCAUAAUAAUUUUAUAUUUGUGUAAUAAAUAAUAUCAUGCAAUGAAAAAUUUUGUAUAACAAAUAUAUGUGUAUUAUAAAUUAUUAUUAUUUUUAACAAGGAGUAUGUGUUUGUUGGAAUAAAAAUUGUAUUGGCGUCUUUUUGGAAAUGUCCAAGUUUAUAUUUAAAUAUUAACAUAAACUUAAA
This is a messenger RNA of Hydra vulgaris (swiftwater hydra), 4074 nucleotides long. Lineage: Eukaryota; Metazoa; Cnidaria; Hydrozoa; Anthoathecata; Hydridae. The record is from RefSeq and is a predicted model, not a curated record.